Messenger RNA from Triticum dicoccoides, 2303 nucleotides. RefSeq names its product phosphatidylinositol/phosphatidylcholine transfer protein SFH12-like. The record is from RefSeq and is a predicted model, not a curated record. Bases 1 to 1752 code for a protein of 583 amino acids. The transcript has 12 exons. NCBI's taxonomy places the organism in Eukaryota, Viridiplantae, Streptophyta, Magnoliopsida, Poales, Poaceae.
AUGAGCGCCUCCUCCAAGAUGCUCCGCAGCUCGCUGAGCCGGCGGUCGGGGCGGCAGCGCAGCAGCAAGGUGAUGUCGGUGGCCAUCGAGGACGUGCGCGACGCCAAGGAGGCGGCCUCCGUGGACGCGUUCCGGCAGACGCUGGUCCUGGAGGAGCUCCUCCCGGCGCGCCACGACGACUACCACAUGAUGCUCCGCUUCCUCAAGGCCCGCAAGUUCGAGAUCGACAAGAGCAAGCAGAUGUGGUCCGACAUGCUCAACUGGCGCAAGGAGUUCGGCACCGACACCAUCAUGGAAGAUUUCCAAUUCGAGGAGGUGGAGCAGGUGCUGGAGCACUACCCGCAGGGGCACCACGGCGUGGACAAGGACGGCCGGCCGAUCUACAUCGAGAAGCUGGGCGCCAUUGACACCACCAAGCUGCUGCAGGUCACCAGCAUGGACCGCUACGUGAGGUACCACGUGAGGGAGUUCGAGAGGGCCUUCGCCCUCAAGUUUCCGGCCUGCUCCAUCUCCGCCAAGCGCCACGUCGACCAGAGCACCACCAUCCUCGACGUCUCCGGCGUGGGCUACAAGAACUUCAACAAGGCUGCGAGGGAUCUCAUCGGCCAGCUCCAGAAAAUCGACGGGGAUAACUUCCCUGAGACCCUGUGCCGGAUGUUCAUCAUCAACGCCGGUCAGGGAUUCAGGCUCCUGUGGAACACCGUCAAGUCCUUCCUUGACCCCAAGACCACAGCCAAGAUCCAUGUUCUCGGCAACAAGUACCAGAGCAAGUUGCUGGAAGUCAUUGAUCCAAGCGAAUUGCCCGAAUUCUUUGGGGGCACUUGUGUAUGCGAGGGCGGAGGUUGCAUGCGCUCCGACAAAGGACCGUGGAAGGACCCUGAAAUCAUAAAGAUGGUGCAAUGUGGCUUGGGGAGGUGCGGGAUGAACAACUCGGACCCUGCCAGCGCCGAGGAGAAGACGAUCACCGAGGACGAUGCUGCGCCGGCUGUAAAGAAGCAAGAGUCGAUGCGCCGUGACGGCGUCGACUCUCCUAAGGUGGCGCACGACAAGGUCGAACACCCGCCGCAUAUGGCUCCCCUCCAUGAGGUGCCAAAUGAAGAGGCCAAGGAUUCGCAGGCUGCUCCUUCCGGUAACGAGGGGGGCUCCGCGCCCUACGACGAGCUCUUCCCCAUGGCGGACAAGGGCAUGGAUUUCAACUGGAACGGCGAGAUGAGCGCGGAGAAGCUCGCCAUCGCGAGAGAUAUGUACGCGUCGCUGCCGGACGCGUACAAGCACGGCGACGCCGGGGACCGGCAGGUGGUGACGGGGUUCAUGGCGUUCGUGAUGGGGGUGGUGGCCAUGUUCCGGGUGGGCAAGAUCGCGCCGAAGCGCGCCAUGGACGCGGCCAUGGGCAUCGCCACCAUGGAGGCCAUGGCCAAGAACCGCAAGCUCCUGCAGGCCCAGGGGCAGGGAGGGGGAGGCGGGGGCCCGGUCAUGGUGGCGGGGGUGUCGACGGCGCAGUACGAGGCGCUGGCCAAGCGGGUGGGCGACCUGGAGGAGAAGGUGGCCGCCCUCGGGUCGCGGCCCACCGAGAUGCCCGCCGACAAGGCGGAGCAGCUCGCCGCCGCCGCCACCCGGCUCGACGCCCUCGAGGCCGAGCUCGAGGCCACCAAGAAGCUUCUGGAGACGUCGAAAGGGCAGCAGGAGGAGGUGCUGGCGUACAUCGAGAAGAAGAAGAAAAAGAAGGGGAUGCAGAACCCGUUCCGUUGGUGAAGAAAAGAGCGCUGGCGAACGACGACCGGCGACCGCAGGCAGGGGGGAAGGGGGAGCAAAGCAAGAAAGGGAGAAGGAUGCAGCAAAAAGGAUGCAUACAUACAUACAUACAUACAUACAUACAUACAAUCUGGAAUGCCGAGGCUGAAUUGUGUGUGGUACUGCCACAUUAGGCCACAGGAUUUUGUAAUUUUGUUUUAUCUUGGAAGCAGAGAUCAAACUGUUUCAUGUGAAAUUAGCAGCAGCACUCCAAGCAAGCAGGUCCUAGCUAUGCCGAUCGCGUCUUGUCGAAACAUAUUUUGUGUGUGUAGAAGAAUUGUACUGUAUGUGUUUUGUCUUUAUAAAGACUCUGCUCAGUUUUGCGCUUCUGAAGAAUGAUGUGUAACUGAAACGUGAUGACACAAAAUUGGUGAUGCCUUGCAACAAUCUGCCUGCAGCUGGACAAGGGUAGGAGGAUUGUGGCACAAUCUGCCAAUAGCUGGACAAUAUGCUUGGUCUUGUUUCACCUGGUUAAUUGCAUCCCAUGAAACUACAGAUAGUUCAGCUAGCCU